This is a messenger RNA of Endocarpon pusillum Z07020, 903 nucleotides long. RefSeq names its product 60S ribosomal protein L5. The record is from RefSeq and is a predicted model, not a curated record. Gene Ontology annotation, molecular function: 5S rRNA binding; structural constituent of ribosome. Gene Ontology annotation, cellular component: cytosolic large ribosomal subunit; ribosome. Gene Ontology annotation, biological process: ribosomal large subunit assembly; translation. The transcript has 3 exons. The coding region runs from base 1 to 903 and encodes 300 amino acids. NCBI's taxonomy places the organism in Eukaryota, Fungi, Ascomycota, Eurotiomycetes, Verrucariales, Verrucariaceae.
AUGCCUUUCACAAAACUCGUCAAGAACAGUGCAUACUACAGCCGCUUUCAAACCAAAUACAAGCGCCGCAGACAGGGCAAGACCGAUUACUAUGCUCGUCGACGUCUCAUUGCCCAAGCCAAAAACAAGUACAACUCGCCAAAGUAUCGCAUGGUAGUCCGCUUCACCAACCGAGAUAUCAUCUGUCAAUUGGUCACUGCCCAACUCGAUGGAGACAAAGUCUUUUGCGCUGCAUACGCUCACGAGCUCAAAAGAUACGGUAUCACCAACGGCUUGACCAACUGGGCUGCCGCUUACGCUACUGGACUGUUGCUUGCGAGACGUGCCCUCAAGAAACUCGAACUCGAUGAAACUUUCACAGGCGUUGAGGAGGCGGAUGGAGAAUACAAGUUGACCGAGGCGGCAGAGACGGACGAUGGAGAACGACGACCCUUCAAGUGCUUCCUCGAUGUUGGUCUUCACCGCACAUCCACAGGAGCUCGUGUUUUUGGCGCCCUCAAAGGUGCCUCAGACGGCGGUAUUUAUGUACCUCACAAUGAGAAGCGCUUCCCUGGCUACGAUCAGGAGACCAAGGAGCUCGAUGCAGAGACGCUCCGCAAAUAUAUCUUCGCUGGCCAUGUCGCCGAGUACAUGGAGACUCUUGCAGACGAUGAUGAAGAACGCUACAAAAGCCAGUUCGCAAAGUACAUCGAGAACGAUAUCGAGGCUGAUGGACUUGAGGAGAUGUUGCAGGAGGCACAUAAGGCUAUCAGAGAAGACCCAUUCAAGAAGGAUGAUGAAGAAGGAGACAAGAAAAGCAAGGAGGAGUGGAAAGCUGAGGGGAAGAAAUACCGGAACAAGAAGCUGAGCAAGGAGGAGAAAGAAGCAAGGAUCAAGUCGAAGAUUGAGGAAUUGACAUCUUAG